UUGCUUUGCAUAGCUAAGAAGCAACAGAAAGCUGCAGUGCUAGCUAGUGCUAGCCAUAUUGCAGACAGUGCAACUGGUUAGUGAUGGAUGUAGCGCUAGUUGCCGUUAUUGGUUGCCAUAGCUUGCUGAAUAGCUUGCUAAAUGGCUGUCUGCGUGAUCCGGUUGAAUAGGACUUUAGCUGUCAACUGCAAUGGCUGAACUGCGUGUUGAAGUAACAAGCCUUCUCAGUAAUAUCUUGCAAGCCAUCGGAGAAAGGGAAAGGCAGAACAGCAGCUGACUCAGACAGAAAGGAGUGUUUAUCACACCCUGUUUGGACAACUGGAUCGUGGAGAAGACGCCUCAGCCUGAAGGACUACCAACGUUGCCAUGGCGCUGCCAUUUAAGAAAGAGCUGGAGAAGUACAAAGACAUGGACGAGGACGAGAUCCUCAACAACCUGUCUGCUGAGGAGCUGAGACAACUGGAACACGCCCUGGAGGAGCUGGACCCUGAGAAUGCACUGCUGCCGGCUGGCCUGCGGCAGAAGGAUCAGACCUCUAAGGCCGCCACCGGCCCCUUCGACAGGGAGAAGCUCCUCAGGUACCUGGAGAAGGAGGCCAUGGAGUACAAGGAUCGCGAGGAUGUGGUGCCGUUCACCGGCGAGCGCAAAGGGAAAGCUUGGGUGCCCAAACAUAAGCCAAUCGAAACACAGCAAGAAGAAGUGACGACCCUUGACCCAGAACUGGAAGAAGCCCUCUCCAGUGCCACUGACACAGAGCUCUGUGACCUGGCAGCUAUCCUUGGUGUGCAUACACUGGUGACCAGCACACAGACCAUUGAUGGACCUGGUGGUAAAGAAGGCUAUAACAAUGUGGUCAAAGGGGAGAAGGUCAAGCCCGUCUUCGACGAGCCGCCAAACCCCACCAACGUAGAGGAGACCCUGCAGAGGAUAAAGACCAACGACGCUACCCUGGUGGAGGUCAACCUCAACAACAUCAAAAACAUCCCCAUCCCCACGCUGAAGGACUUUGCCAAGGCCAUGGAGAAGAACACGCACGUGAAGAAGUUCAGCCUGGCUGCCUCGCGGAGCAACGACCCCAUCGCCAUGGCGUUCGCUGACAUGCUGAGGGAGAACCGCACCCUGAGAAGCCUGAACCUGGAGAGCAACUUCAUCACAAGCGCCGGGAUCCAGGCCCUGGUGGCGGCGCUGCGGGACAACGACACGCUGACCGAGAUAAAGAUCGACAACCAGCGGCAGCAGCUAGGUACCACGGUGGAGAUGGAGAUUGCUAAGAUGCUGGAGGAAAACAGGAGCAUCCUGAAGUUCAGCUACCACUUCACUCAGCAGGGCCCUAGAGCGCGAGCGGCCGCCGCCAUCACCAAGAACAACGACCUGGUGCGCCAAAGGCGAGUGGAAGGAGACGCGUAACCCCGGACUGCUCCCCGGCCACGCCCAAACCACGCCCUGCCACACCCGAACCACACCCAACCAUGCCCUGCUGCAACACGUGGAAACAAUUCAGCUGAACAGCUUUAUGUGCCAAACCGUGGGGUAUGGCCUGGUGUGGCAUCAUCAACCUAUCUGAAGAAGGGAAAUGACUGGAAACCCUCUACAUAAUUAUUAUUGUUAUUAUUAUUAUUGUUGUUAUUAUUAUUAUUAUUAUUAUUAUUAUUAUUAUUAUUGUUGUUGUUGUUAUUAUUAUUAAUAUUGUUAUUAUUAUUCGUAUUAGUAUUAAUUUUGUGGUAAAUAUUUUAUUGGCUAAUAAUUCCAUUUAAGUUGGUUUUUCCCUAUUCAGACCAAUAGAUUUGAACCUUGUUGAGUAUUUUUUUCUCUGACAGGAUACCAUGAAGUACUCAUUUAGCAGAGAACAGGAAUGCUCUGGAGUUGCAUUUCUUUCCUUUUCCAAACGGGGAGAAUCAGUUUAUAAAUGGUUGGAUUUAAACGCCAUUAGGCUCCAGUAGACUGAAGCGGUCAGUACAGAACAGUGGUGCUUCUGAACUUCGCCUGUGUUCCUGUGUUCAGUUGCGUGGGGUCAUUUUUAAAGCACCUGUCCCUCUCUUGAUGGACACUGUAAAAUGCACUGUCCUUGAAAUGGUUUUUCACCCGAGGUUGUUUCUUGCAUUUAUUGUUGUUUAUGGGGGUCAUGGCAGGGGUUUCCAGUAUGUUCUGGAGGCUUGUGAGGUGAUCAGUGUGUUGUGGAAAGUGUGUAGUUGAGUUAUGUGAGGGGUGACCUCUCAGGUGGGUAAUGUGUGCUUUUUGCUGUCUGUCUUGUAGUCUUCCUGCUUUGCUGGGGAUUGUGCCUCACAGACCAGAGAUUUUCAUUUUUACCUGAAUUUUCCACCAUCCUGGCCUGGGGAAAGGGAAGUAGACACCUGCCUAUCAGAGCCUGUUUGACAAAGCUCUGCCCCCACCCCCUGCUCCUAGCGUUUUCCAUUUUCUUGUGGAGAAAUGGCCAGAAAUGUUGGCAGACUGAGAUUUCCAGGUUGUCUGUUUGAACCUAUUGGUUUUUGUUGUCGAGAAAAAACAAUUAGCCAAUAGGAAAUAGUGAUUGACAAGCAUCUUGAGCAGUCCCAGGGUUCAUGAAGUCUUGCUCUUGCAUUGCUGCCAUUUGCCUUCCUUUAAAAUAGUUCCGUGCUAAACUCGGCUAACCAUGCUAACCCUUUCUCAUGCCCAUGCUGGCGCCAUGCCAAAGAAUGUAUAUCUGCAUCUUUUUCCAUUGUGAGGAAUUUUAGUGGCUGGAUUGCAUAUUUUCAUCAUAGAUUAUGUACAGAACAAAAAGCUAAAUAAGCACAUAAUUUUUCCCCUCCUUUAUAAGGUAUUUAUAUUUCUGGUUUUGCUUUCUUUUGUUUUAUUUCUUUCUGGGGCGCUGCAGUCAUGGGUGUGAAAUGGCCUUCCUGAAACCACUGCGAUUUUAGGUAUGUGUUUUUAUCAGGGCAUCCUGUUCGAAGUAGCAAUGCAAAAGCAAUGCCGUUGUCCAGAAGACGACCCGUUCUGACUCGCACCUUCAGUUUCUCCCCAGCAGAGGUCACCGAGCACCGCAUAGACUGCUGGCUGAGGGGCUGACACUAAGAUGCCAUGCAUGCUGUCUGUGGCAGAAUUAACUGGAUUGUAUAGGGGAAUGGGUGCAUGCUUUUAUCGCCUAUGCUGUCACCCCUUAACUGUUUUUUACUUCUCUGUGGGAUAACUGAUAAAAACACAAGAAUUGAAACAAAAGACACUUUUUCAACAAUACUUGCAAAACAUUUUGAUUUUAAAUGUACAUUAACAUUUAAACACUUAUACAUUUGUAUUUUUCUUUGUCCAUUUCUGGUCUGUGGAACAUGCCAUGGCUUUUAAUACAAAUUUUUAUUAUUAGGUAUAAGGCAGAGCAUUUUGGUACUGUACAAGCCUGUUCUACAGUAUCAAAUCAUGGGUUUUCUUUUUUAUCUUGGUGAGCCAAAUGGAUUACAUGGAAUAUACAGACUGUAUCUAUACGUGUAUGUUGAUGCUUGACUGUUUUCUGAAUAAUCAGAGAUAUUGAUGUACUAUUUCUGUGGAUCUGAAUGGUGAAGCUCGCUGUAUUCAUUCCCAUUAUGUUUUUAUGUGAAUCACUGUGCAAGUUAAACUGCUGAGAUCUUUAACCUUAAUGUGGUGGUUCUGGACACCACAAGAGGAAACACUGCAUACUGUUGUCAUUAUUAUCAUUAGUAUUAUUACUGCACAAAAUUACUUGCAUUGUAUAGUUUAAAAUGUACUCACCAAUAAAUGUUUUUACAAAA
Molecule: messenger RNA, 3737 nt
Organism: Anguilla anguilla (European eel)
Lineage: Eukaryota; Metazoa; Chordata; Actinopteri; Anguilliformes; Anguillidae
Product: tropomodulin-3-like
Exons: 11
Coding region: 367-1407 (346 amino acids)
Biological process (GO): pointed-end actin filament capping; muscle contraction; myofibril assembly
Cellular component (GO): striated muscle thin filament; myofibril
Molecular function (GO): tropomyosin binding
Source: RefSeq, a predicted model, not a curated record